Messenger RNA from Condylura cristata (star-nosed mole), 426 nucleotides. Its product is annotated as histone H2B-like. Gene Ontology annotation, biological process: nucleosome assembly. NCBI's taxonomy places the organism in Eukaryota, Metazoa, Chordata, Mammalia, Eulipotyphla, Talpidae. Gene Ontology annotation, molecular function: structural constituent of chromatin; protein heterodimerization activity; DNA binding. Gene Ontology annotation, cellular component: nucleosome. The transcript has a single exon. The record is from RefSeq and is a predicted model, not a curated record. Bases 1 to 426 code for a protein of 141 amino acids.
AUGGACGACCCUCGCCUCGAGACCUUGACUGAGGAGCCUUCGGGCUCAGGGGAGCCGGCAAAAGCCAGCCCUCAGAGCCAGAAGCAGAAACAGCCUACGCAGCAGAAGGAGCAGCAGCGCGUGCUACGCCAGCGCGCCAAGAACCGAAGCGAUAGCUUUGCCACCUACUUCCCGCGGGUUCUCAAGUACAUCCACAAGGACCUGAGCCUCUCGCAGAAGACCGUUAGCGUCCUGGAUUCCUUCGUGAAGGACAUGUUCGAGCGCAUCGCCCAAGAGUCCAGUCACCUGGUCCGCUCCAACCAGCGCGCCACCCUCACGUCCAGAGAGAUCCAGACGGCCGUGCGCCUGCUGCUGCCCAGGGACCUGGGCAAGUUAGCCGUGAGAGAGGGCACCCAGGCCCUCAUCAGAUACAUCCACCGCAAAUGA